AUGAAGAUUUGGUUACCCAUAGUAGGAGCAGAUUACUUUAUUUCUAAUAUCGGACGUAUCAAAAAUAAAAAUAGCAGGAUUUCAGAAGGAAGUAUUCAUAAAGAUCAUGGUUAUGCACAAACAAAGAUUGGUAGAAACAAUAAUUAUACGUCUAUUAAUAUUCACAGAUUAGUUGCAGAAGCCUUUAUUUCUAAUCCAGAAAAUAAACCUUUUGUUAAUCAUAUUAAUGGUAUUAAAUCUGAUAAUCGAGCAGAUAAUUUAAAAUGGGUGUACCCAAAAGAAAAUGCUAAUCGUAAAGUAUUUCUAAAUCCUGAUUGUGGUAGAUCUAGAAAAGUUGUACAAAAAACAUUAGAUGGGAACGUUAUUCGGAUUUGGGAUUCAGCCAAUCAUACAGGUAUUACACUUAAUAUUAAUAGAAGAAAUAUUACUGCAUGUUGUAGGGAAAAACGAAAUAUUGCAGGUGAAUGGGCUUGGAUAUACUAUGAUGAUUAUAUAAAAUCUGAUCCCAAUGAAGAAUGA
This is a messenger RNA of Funneliformis geosporum, 519 nucleotides long. NCBI's taxonomy places the organism in Eukaryota, Fungi, Glomeromycota, Glomeromycetes, Glomerales, Glomeraceae. The record is from the annotation of a GenBank genome assembly.